Molecule: messenger RNA, 1983 nt
Organism: Oryctolagus cuniculus (rabbit)
Lineage: Eukaryota; Metazoa; Chordata; Mammalia; Lagomorpha; Leporidae
Product: paired immunoglobulin-like type 2 receptor alpha
Molecular function (GO): MHC class I protein binding
Source: RefSeq, a predicted model, not a curated record
AUGUAUCGCUUGAUCUUGCUGUCCAGUCUCAUAGCCAGUGGCCAACUGCUCUCCUCUGUGGUGAGACAAAGAGAGGAACCUGCAGAUGCUGGAUCGGCUGGAUCCACUGUACACCCUCCCUAUGGAGUCUCCCAACCGGCACUUCUCUCGGCCCCCAUUGGUGGCUCUGUUGAAAUCCCCUUCUCCUUCUGGUAUCCCUUGAAGCUGGCCAAGAAUCCCCACCUGACUAUAACCUGGAGAAGAGGCCACUUCCACGGGGAGUUUAUCUACAACCACACUCAGUCCUUCAGCCACAAGGAUUACAAGAAUCGGCUCUUCCUGAACUGGACACAGGGGCAGGAGAGCGGCUCCCUCAGGAUCUCGAAUCUGCAGCUCAGGGACGACUCCAAGUACUUCUGCCAAACACAGACAGACGGCUGGCAGGAGUGGCAGGCCCUCAGGGGAACCUCGCUCAUCAUCACUCCUGGUCGGCCGGCCACAGCCAAAACCCCAGCCAGGGAACACUUACAACACACUGAGGAGACAUACGAGAAUACUGGGAAUAAAGGAUAGCAAUACAGACCACUCUAUUCCCCUAAAUAAACAACUCAGAAUCGAGUCUGAAGGAAUUCAAAGGAAGCUUGGAGAAGGUGGGGCAAAGAACACUGAGGGCCUGUGGUAUGGACAGAGCAUCCAUUGAAUCUCAUUGAAUCACUGCAUUAAGAAAGGGACGGGGCCAGCAUUGUGACGUUCAAAUCCCAACUGCUCAACUUCCCGUCAAGCUCCCCGCUAAUGCUCCUAGGAAAGCAGAGGAAGAUGGCCCAAGUACCUGGGCUCCUGCAUCCACAUGGGAGACCCAGUGGAAGUUCCUGGCUCUGGCUUUGGCCUGGCCCAACUCCAGCUAUUGAGGCCAUUUAGGGAGUGAACCACUGGAUGGAGGAACACUCGCUCUGUCUCUCUCCCCCUCCCUCCCUCCCUCCCUCCCUAACUCAGCCUGUCAAAGAAAAGAAAAAGAGGACAGAGCCACUUCUAACCCCCUUCUCCUUUGGUUCUCACCGGGAUGCCAGCAUCACCCCCCUUGACUUCUGCUAUGGUAUCAGUGUGUCCCCUCCAAAGCUCACUGUUCAAAUUUAAUCUCCACUGUGCUGGUACUAAGAUGGGAACUUCUCUCCCUCAUGAAUAGCUCUGUGCCUUAUAAAAGGGCUGGAGGGAACUAGCUUCAGCCCCUUCUUGCUUGUGUGCCCUGUAAGGCACAGCCACAAGGCACCCACUGGGGAACAAAAGACCAGGACCUCAUCAGAACCCCAAUCACCAGCACCUUGACCUUGAACUUCUAGACCCCAGAACUAUGAGAAGUAAAUAACUGUUCUAACUCUGACCUCAGAAUCAGCUCUUAAGGCAUUCUGGUCUGGCUGAAAAGCCUGUGAGAGCAUUUCAGGCACGGAAAGCCAAGACACUGUGGCAAAAAAUGUUCUACAUGAAGGACCUCUGUGCAUGAGACCCCAGUGGAAAGAAGUGGCCAUCAAAGGAGGUACUUUCCUCUAAAGGGAGCAGAGAACCUCCACUUUGACUCUGGCCUCGUCUAAACACUGACAGAGUUUGUGGAUUCAAAAGGCUUCCAUAGCCUAGGCAGCUCAUGUCAAGAGCCUUGGGUGGUCACUGACAUCGUACAUGAGUGUUGUUAAAUUAACAACAGGAGUCACUGUGCACUAACUGCCCAUGCAGGACCUCUGUCCUCAAUGAGUUGUAUUAUGAGGUAACUGUAAAACUGCUUCUCAGCUUUUUAAAUUUUGUGUGUGUGUGCAAACUGUUGAAAUAUUUACUUAGUGUAGAGUUGGUCUUCUGUGCACAAAGUUAAUUGAAAAUGAAUCUUAAUGAAGCAUGAGACUGGGUAGGGGAGAGGGGAGAAGGGGUGGGAGGGUGGUAUGUUUGGAAGAAUCACUAUAUUCCUGAAGUUGUACAUAUGAAAUUUGUAUUCCUUAAAAAUAAAAUAGAGUAAAAUAA